Molecule: messenger RNA, 501 nt
Organism: Aspergillus pseudonomiae
Lineage: Eukaryota; Fungi; Ascomycota; Eurotiomycetes; Eurotiales; Aspergillaceae
Exons: 2
Coding region: 1-501 (166 amino acids)
Source: RefSeq, a predicted model, not a curated record
AUGAAUAAUCCCGAACCUGCCGAGUUCCUGUGCGGCCUCAACGGCACGGACGUCAGUCCAGGAUCCUUGAGCACAAUUCUUGAUAUUUUGAACUCACUCUCCAUUCUUUCUACAGAAUUAGACAAUAUCCUGAUAAAGCAGGCCCGCGCGAGGAAGGUGGCUUUUCAAGUCCUUCCCCUGUUCUCCCUCGGUCCAAACCACACCAAGUCCAACGCCCUCUACGAUAUCGAGUUUAGAUGGAGCAACAAGGUCAUCAAGUACACCCAUGGAUUAGGCGAUCCUGAGGCCGAAUCACACCUCACUGGAGAUGAGACAGGGCUUUGGGGUGUUUUCAAUCAUUCGGUGGCGUUUAUGGUUGGAAAAGUCCCGAAGGCCCAGUCAAUCGACCUAAAGUUUGCGGAUUCCAAGUGCCUUGGAAGCCCCUAUGCCAACACCCCUGAUAACAUUCUGAUGACGAAAAAUACUCAGCUAAAGGUUAUUAGGGAGCUAAAGGUCUCUUAG